UGGCGAGAGCUCGGGAGUCAUCCGCAGGAAGCAGCGCUGCUUUGGACACCACACACCCCAACACGUCCCGGACCACUGGACUGAGGGGCGAGGAGAGAAAGCGACGAGCGAACAGAGGAGGAAAGAAGUGUCAGAUGAUGAUGACAUCCGAUCUGGGUGAUAGCUGAUCUCUGUUUUCUGACAGACAGCUUGAACUGUGGAUCUCCAAGCGCACCGGGAGUGACUUUUAACACCUUUCCGCGCUGCCAACGUCCCGCCGUCCUUCUGGCGAUUUAAAUCCGCGUUUAAAGUGUUCGGACAUUGUGGAUCCUACUAUUACGAUAUGGUUUCACCUCUGUUUUAGUACGCUUGGUUUCGAGCGAAGCGCACGCAGCAGCCGCAGCAAAGAGCGCAACCACGUUGCUCCUCUUGAGCCAGAGUGAAGGAUCCACAGGAGAACAAGUGCACGGCUCAGGCGGGGACACACAGAGGAACAGAGGGACCGGCGCCGGGCCGCGGAGGUUUGUUAAUGUUUGGGAUCCAAGAGAGCAUCCAGAGAAGCGGCAGCAGCCUGAAGGAGGAGCCGCUGGGAGGCAUGAACGCCGUCCGGAGCUGGAUGCAGGGGGGCGGCGUGCUGGACGCCAACACGGCCGCCCAAAGCGGAGUGGGCCUGGCCCGGGCUCACUUUGAGAAGCAGCCGCCCUCCAACCUGCGCAAGUCCAACUUCUUCCACUUCGUCUUGGCUCUGUACGACCGGCAGGGUCAGCCGGUGGAGAUCGAGAGGACCAACUUCGUGGACUUCAUCGAGAAAGAGAAGGAGACGAGUGGAGAGAAGACCAAUAACGGGAUUCAUUACCGGCUGCAGCUCCUUUACAGUAACGGCAUCAGAACAGAGCAGGACUUUUAUGUUCGACUCAUAGACUCCAUGACUAAACAGGCGAUUGUUUAUGAAGGCCAAGACAAGAACCCAGAGAUGUGCAGAGUGCUGCUGACACAUGAGAUCAUGUGCAGCCGGUGCUGUGACAAGAAGAGCUGCGGGAACCGUAAUGAGACACCCUCAGACCCUGUUAUCAUCGACAGAUUCUUCCUCAAGUUUUUCCUCAAGUGCAACCAGAACUGUCUAAAAAAUGCAGGAAACCCACGAGACAUGAGGAGGUUCCAGGUGGUGGUAUCGACCACAGUGAGCGUGGAGGGACACGUCCUGUCAGUCUCCGACAACAUGUUCGUCCACAACAACUCCAAACACGGCCGACGGGCCCGCAGGCUCGACCCCGUAGAAGGAACGCAGUCGUACCUAGACCACGGAGCAGCUCCCUGCAUUAAAGCCAUCAGUCCCAGCGAGGGGUGGACUACGGGGGGCGCUACAGUCAUCAUUAUAGGGGACAACUUCUUCGACGGUCUCCAAGUCAUCUUCGGUACCAUGCUGGUUUGGAGCGAGUUGAUCACGCCGCAUGCCAUCCGGGUGCAGACGCCUCCCAGACACAUCCCCGGGGUCGUUGAGGUCACUCUGUCUUACAAGUCCAAACAGUUCUGCAAAGGCACACCAGGAAGGUUCACAUACACAGCACUGAAUGAGCCGACCAUCGACUACGGUUUCCAGAGGCUUCAGAAGGUCAUCCCCCGGCACCCGGGGGACCCCGAGAGGCUGCCAAAGGAGGUUAUUUUGAAGAGAGCAGCCGACCUGGUAGAAGCUCUCUAUGGUUUGCCCCAUAAUAACCAGGAGAUCAUCCUGAAGCGUGCAGCGGACAUUGCGGAAGCUCUCUACAGCGUUCCACGAGGACACACCCAGCUCUCCGGCUCCACCCACAGCGGCAUGAUGGGGGUCAACUCCUUCACCGGGCAGCUGUCCGUCAACGUCUCCGAACCCACACAAGCCAAUCAGGGUUUCGUGCGCAGCAGCAGUAGCGUGUCACCUCACGGUUACGUGCCGAGCUCCACGCCACAGCAGACCAGUUACACCUCAGUUACCAGCACCAUGAACGGCUACACUAACAACGCCGGCAUGACCAACCUGGGAGGCUCGCCCACUUUCCUCAACGGCUCCGCGGCCAACUCGCCUUACGCUAUUGUCCCAUCCAGUCCCACUAUGGCCUCCUCCACCUCUCUCCCCUCCAACUGCUCCUCCUCUUCUGGCGUCUUCUCCUUCUCUCCGGCCAACAUGGUGUCGGCGGCCGUUAAGCAGAAGUCCGCCUUCGCUCCAGUGGUCAGGCCCUCCUCUUCCCCUCCGCCCUCCUGUACCAGCGCCAACGGCAACGGGCUCCAAGAUCAAACAUUUGUGGACUCUAGCAAGUACUCAACAGCCAGCUCUCUACAAGGCCUGGCCUUCACCUGAACAAUCCCGGGAAUGAUCGUCCCACCCAUGUAAAGGUGUGAGUGCAUGGUUGUGUGUGUGCGUGUGUGUGUGUGUGUGUGUGUGUGCGAGCGCGAGAUGAAUCAAGCACACUCAAGCCGAUCCUGGUGGAGGAUUUCAGUGCGAGUCAGGCUCCGGUCAGGGAUGGAAGCAGCUGUCCCGAUCUGAAGGAACAAACCCAACUCAGGCCCUUUCUAACACAAAAACAACUGCAAGAAAACAGACAAAAAAACAAACAAACAAACAAAAAACUGUUUGCAAGGAAACAUGUUGUUUAGACUUUGUACACCUUGAUGCUUUUAUAGGAGAACGGCCAAGCCUACAUUAUGACUCUCCAUGGACACAGGAAGUGUAUUUAUUUUGGAGAGAAUCCACUUUUUCCUUCGAGUGACUGUCGAUUUUCUUUUUGUGCAGCAGUUAACAUGUGAUAAUCAUCUUCUAACUGUGUCUCACAUGAGGGAUUUUCUAUUUAUGAAGUCUGGUCAUUAAUGAAGGAAUAUAAUGUGAAGAAUACAUGAGGAUGAUGAUGAUGAUGAUGACGAGUAAAAACGAUGCUGGUGAAGAGGCUGCAGGAUUCGUACGGGGUCAAAUCCAGCCGACACAGUCAAGCCAAACCAGACACACACACACACACACUUUCGCUUCGUUUUGCCAAAUCCACACCACCAUCCCUCUUUCAGCACUAACACUCGUCUUCCUUUGCGUGUAAUCAGAUUUGAUGAGCUGACUGCUAAAAGGCCAUAGAUAAGUGCAGCUCCUUCCCCACAGAGGAGUGUGUGAUUACCGGGUGCCAACAGCAUCUCACUGCUGAGGAUCAGACCCAACGACAAGUCCAUCCAUCGGCCCGUUUCCACAUGCUCUCUUUUAAAGUCGGGCACAGCCACAGCAGCCUCUAUGAGAGGGCGAGCACGUCUUAAAGACUGCUGCCAUUUUGACUUUGAUUUUGUUGUGUGAGAGUUGCCUCGUCAAACCUCUGUCUUAUAACAAAUCCUUAUUUUUGUCUGGUUUUUCUUUUGGUUUGCUGUGUUGUUAAUAUUUUUUUACUGUGAUCAGCCGGCCAAUCAGAUUGUGUUUCUUUCUGUCACCUGCCCGCUUAACUGGUGUAAUUGACAGCUUGAGUGAGGAAAUGAUCCAGUGGUGUGUCUUAAAUGCUGCGCUGCAAAGAAUGUCAAGUCAGUAAAUCUUCAACUCAAGUCUUAGCAAGUCAGAUCUGCCCUUGAACUCAUUUUUUUACAGUGCAACUGUAUUUAAAAUGUUAUAUUUGUGUCCCAUUUUGCACUUCUUAAGAGGUAAAGAUGAAGUAUGAAUUUCCAUGUCUUGUAAAAAAAAAAAAAAAAAACAAGACAAAAGAUACAUUUUUUGCAGCACAGGAUGAUUAGCCCGCGACAUGUCUUAAACAGCUGGUGCGCAAGAACAAGGAAACUGAUGGUUUGUUGUGAUCAGCCCUGCAGUCUGCUUCAACAGUCUUAAAUCAUUUAUGAUGAUGUUAAUUUUGCCAAGGCCUUUAUUUGAGACAUUAAUGCCUAAACAGUCUUACGCCACAGUUUCUAUGCCACUUGUCACACACAGUCAGAAACUGUGUAGGAAUGCCAUAAGACUGUCAGACCUGCAGCAGGUAGCGUUCACAAACACAUCUUUAUUGUUUGUUCAUCAGUCAGGUCGAUGACAUUUGCCACAAAUAGAAAACAUUUGAAAGUGUGUUUGUCUUCUAUUUUGCUUCAUGUGCUGUCAUAGUUAAUCCCUCUUAUUAGAUAAACAGGAGUCAUUUGUAACUCCUGCCUGAGGAGGUCCUGGACCUCCGCUGCCUCCAUGUUGGAGCUCAAUAACGAGAAGAAAGUACUAAACACCACAGUUUACAUUUACAGCAAAUGAAAGUGAAGCCUGAAGGGGUGUCAUGAAAGCAGUAAUCAAAAAUUGGAAUGAACGAUGAGGGAUGUUAUCCAAAAUUAGAAAAAAAAAAAAAUCAUGAAAAAAAAUGUGAUUUUAGGAAAAACACCUGAAACCCUGAAGAAACCCCUGUCCAUUAAGAUGUUCAGAUGUGUUCCUCGUUUGUUUUAUCGCUCAUGUCUAAGGAUUUGAAUGUUAUAAAGGCAUCUUAUUUGUGUUUGUAUUAUAGUGUCUGUUCAUUAAAAGCCAUACUUCCACUGCUAAUUUCAAUCAAACUAAGACAAGCCGUGGUGUUUUCAUCAUCCGUCAGUCGAGGACGCGGGAAAUGUUCUUCAUUUUGUCACAAUGUUGUUCGUAUCAUUGUUGUUAAAUAACUUGUUGCAUUAUCUAGGUGUAGAGUUCAUUAUGAAUAUCUGUGUUUGUCCUCCAUGCGAUGGAUUGUAGGAUGGAACAGAGUUGCUGAAUGAAAACUGAAAGAGGUGGAAGGAAAACCUCUGUCCUCUCUCCUGCAGCCACUUCUCCUGCUUCAGUCAGGUUUUCUUUUAAUACUCUGUGUGUUUGCCCUCUUUUUCCCUUCCCCUCACUUUUCCUUUAAAGAAAAUGAGCCACCUAUUUAUUUUAUCUCAAACAUGGGUCUGGAGACCACUCUUCUAUUUGUGUCUACAUGUGGGAGCGCCUGCGAGUGUGUGUGUUGUGUGUUUGUGUGUGUGUCAGUAUUUUUUCUCUGAAAGAAAAAUGUGAUGUUUUAAAGCUAAGGGAUGUUUUUUUAUAGUACAUAUAUAAAUACCUGUACAGGAAGGAGUAAAUAGAGGGUUUGGUUUAAAGAAGUAUGAUCCGAAGCACUCGUCCAACAACAGUAAGAACAUUUAUCAUGGCUUGUCUGCGUUGAGGCUUACAGUGGUGGCCAUCAUUCUUACACACAUUAUCAGCAGUAUCAGUGUAGAGGGGAGAAAGUACAGAGGAAACUACUGUAAAGAUGAUAAUGUUGAUUUUUUUUUCAACUUUGAAGUGUAAAAUAACUUUUUUGAC
Chelmon rostratus (copperband butterflyfish) is the source of this 5245-nucleotide messenger RNA. Its product is annotated as transcription factor COE1-A-like. Gene Ontology annotation, molecular function: RNA polymerase II cis-regulatory region sequence-specific DNA binding; DNA-binding transcription factor activity, RNA polymerase II-specific. The transcript is spliced from 17 exons. The record is from RefSeq and is a predicted model, not a curated record. NCBI's taxonomy places the organism in Eukaryota, Metazoa, Chordata, Actinopteri, Chaetodontiformes, Chaetodontidae. Gene Ontology annotation, biological process: regulation of transcription by RNA polymerase II. Bases 509 to 2311 code for a protein of 600 amino acids.